AAGGGUCACUGUGUGCUGAUUGCAAACCAACGGCCGCAAUGAUCUACUACAGGAAAGGCUACGGCGGCAUCUUCAUCCUUUUCCGUUUGGUGGGAACCUCCUGGCCCUUUGGAGUGAUUCCGGGGCUGAUCGCACUAUCCAUUAGCCUGGCGCUGAGCAGUAUCAGCUUCUUGGACGAGCUCAUCCGCAACAGCCGCCAUGAGUUCAUUAGCCACCCCUACGCCUUUCAGCUCUUUGCGUAUCUCCUAGGUUUCCUGAUGGUCUUCAGGACAAACUUUGCGUACCAGCGCUACUGGGAAGCCAUAGGAGCAAUGCAGAACAUGGCUGCAAAGUGGCUGGACGGAGCACUCAUGGGCAUUUGCUUCGAUGCUGGUGGCAGCAACGCAAGGCCACUUCUGCAUGGAGCGCAGGACGAUGAGAGCCGCCUCACAGAUCCAAAAGCAGGUGCAAAGGGGGGGCCAACCCACUGCGCCUACUACGGGGAGUUGGUGCAUUUGUGCAGCUUGCUGCAUGCGGUGGCAUUGCAACACCUUCGCUCCGACUCCAAUCUGGAUAAUUUGGAGUUUGCCUACCCGGAGGAUCCUUCACGGUCAGUGGCAAACAAGAUGGACAAGUACGGCAUGCCGUCCUUCUCGCCCGCAAAGAUCGGGGACACAUUGGCACGUCAGAAGCUGCCAGUGCUGGGCGGCUUGAGGCCCGAGGAGCGUGCGGUGCUGGAGGCAGACUCCCAAGGAAACCUGCUGUCCACCGAUGCGCGAGUGGCCAUGGUGGAAGGCUGGUUCAUGCGACGGCUUCUUGGCCGACAGAAGUUCGAACAAGGCGACUCCUCCUCAACAUCACCGCCAAUUCUCAGUAGGUUGUACCAGGUCAUCUCAGAUGGAACUCUUUGGUUCGGGGCAGCUUCGAAGGUUGCAAUCACUCCGUUUCCCUUCCCGUACCACAACAUCAUCUCUGUUUUCCUGUGGAUGUAUACCAUCCUUGCGCCUGUGCUGAUCAAUGGGAUCAUCAUGGACGUCGUCCUGAGGGCGAUCUUUGUUUUCACCUCGGUGUUUUGCUACCACGCCCUCCAUCAUAUUGGGGACAACCUUGAGGAUCCCUACCUGCCGUAUGACCCCAACGAGCUGCCACUGCCUGACCUGCAGCACAGUGUCAACAUGCGGUUAUGGGCGUUUGGCGUGGUCCCUUUGCCGGCAACGCCAGACAACUUGGCUCCGAAGGAGCCCUGCCUUGAGAAUGAGAAGCUGAAGUGAGAGCUGGAGGCUUCUGAGGCUCGGUGGAGCACACGGGCUGGGCCUGGGAUCCCCAGGCACAGCCAGGCACAGCCAGCAUCUAGCAUUUUCCGGCAACUAUUUGCAGAGCGUAGGGUUGCCACGCUUGCAAGGAUCUUGUGC
Molecule: messenger RNA, 1391 nt
Organism: Effrenium voratum
Lineage: Eukaryota; Dinophyceae; Suessiales; Symbiodiniaceae
Source: the annotation of a GenBank genome assembly